Molecule: messenger RNA, 1859 nt
Organism: Paramecium octaurelia
Lineage: Eukaryota; Ciliophora; Oligohymenophorea; Peniculida; Parameciidae
Source: the annotation of a GenBank genome assembly
AUGAAAAAACAAUAAAUUGCUACAAACUAAUAAUUAUUUUUUCAGAAUUUUACAUAAAUUUAGUUAAAAGCAAUGAACCCAUCAAUGCAUUUAUCAAAUUUGAGGCAAUUAUUGAACCCAUAAUCCAAAUUAGGUAGUGAAGUAUUUCCAAAUAUUUAAAAAUCUAACUUGUAUGUUGAUCAUUAGGAUUAAUAGAUAUGAAAACUUUUCUAAACUCUUGUAGAAACUGUUUGAUAAAACAGAUUAUUAGAGGUUUAAUCUGGAAGAAUAAUUGAAUCUGAAUUAAUAAUGUCAAACGCAGGGUCAUUUAGUCGUAUCAAUACCAAUUUUAUUCCAUCCUCUACACUAUGGUGUUUCUUUGGAUAUUACUUAUAAGCAAUAGAAAAUAUGCUUGAAGAGCUACUUAACUAAGACGGAUUUAUCUCCUUUUUAUGCUUUAGAUAAAGUAUAAUAUUAAUUCUAUUUUGAAAUAGAAUAUAAUCAAUUUGCUAAGUUUCUACACCCUGAAAUAGAAUGACAAGAUAGUUCAUGGCUCUUUGAGUAUCGACCCACUAACAGGGCUAUUUUAAUAUAACACCUUAAUGACUACAUCGUUUUAUGAGUAAAUAGAGGUAAGUUAAAGUUUUUUGGAAAGCUUUCGCUUCAAAAUUUUAGAGCACUAAAACCUCAUGGAGGCACAAGCUCCUUUUGUUCUCUAUCAAAUGAAUAAGAUAACGUUUAAUGAAUUUAAGCAAUUAACCCAAAAAGAUCAAUAUGAGAGCAUACAAAAAAAUGUCGAUUUAAUAAAGGAGAUAUUUAAGCAGUAAAUUUAAUGUAGAUUAAAAAUAGUUAGUUGCAUAAAGAGAUGACCAAAGAGGAGAAAGACAAGUUCUUGGAUUACCCAAAGCCAAAGAGUUUGCCUUUGCUGACUAAGAUUAAUGUUUAAAAAACUGGAGGCGAUCCUCUCCAGCAAUGGAAAGAUUAACCUCUGAUUACAUCUGGAGGUUAUUCUGAGAUACGUAAAGUUUAGUUAGGUAUACAUGAGGAAUUAUAUUGUAGCUUAUAGUACUAGCGAUAACAAUCAAACUUUUUCUAGGGCUUUAGCAGUAAAAACAGACAAGUCAGGCACCAAUACUUCAAAAGUUAAUUGCGAGCUCUCAAUAUUAAAGAAUCUGUCUUAGAUAUAAGAGUAAGGAAAUGGAGAGGCAUAUAUUGUUACAAGUUACUAUGAUGAAAGCUUAAAUGACUGUUAUUUUAUGGAGUUCUACAACAAUGGAUCUUUAGAACAAUAUACUCAUUCUAAGUAUCAGGUCUUGAGUUUAAGAACGAAAUUAUUUAUACUGGCUGGUAUCAUAAAUGGGAUUGAUUUUCUUCAUUACAAAUAAAUAGCACAUUUAGAUUUGAAGAUGGGAAACAUAUUAAUUUAAAAGUAGUUAAUCCCUAAGAUUUGUGAUUUUGGUGAAGCAAAGCCAUUUGAUCAGCUACAACAAGAUAAAUGUAACUUUUCUCGUAGUUUGCCUUAUGCAGCCCCAGAAUUAUAUAAUUCAAAUGAAAUCACCCCUGCAUUCGAUUUAUUCUCUUUUGGGAUUUUAAUGUGCAAUUUUGUUUUUGAAUAAUUUCCCUUUGUAAUAUACUCCAUUUAUGAUAGGAAUACAAUCCAAAUGACUUAAAAAAUUUAGCAGAGAGAUACAAGACCAAAACAUACGCAAUUAAACGAAAUUUUUUAUAACUGACCAAGUAAGGACCAAAAAAAAUAAUGAAGAAAAUUCUUCAUCUAAUUAUUCUUUGUCUCUAACAUGAUCCAAAAUUGAGACCCAAACCCAAAUGGAUAUUGGCUAUAUUGUGGAAGAUGAUUAAUUUUUUAGAUAGCUUUUGAGAAU